AUGGACGCCAUGGCUCUUGGCUCCAAAUCUGAUUCCAGUUCCGAGCCGGCGUCCAAAACCAAAGGCAAAGGCGAAGCUGGCGUGGACGCAGAGGAUGAGCAGCAGCAACAACCCCGGAACGAGCCGCCGCCACCACUUUGCGAGCAAUGCGGAGCAGCCCCCUCCAAGUACCGCUGCCCGGGCUGUCAGCGUCGCAGCUGUAGCUUGGAAUGCGUACGGGCGCAUAAAGCAGCUAGCGGCUGUAGCGGGCAGCGGGACCGUACGGCAUUCGUAUCCAUGCAGGAUUUUGACGAUGGAGCGCUACUCUCCGAUUUUCGUCUUCUCGAGGAGAUCGGCCGAGCUGAUGACGUGGCUCGCCGAUGUCGGCCCCCCGCCCCCAAGCCCCAGCUGCCGCCCCCCCUCGCCUCCCUGGUGUACCAGGCGUCCUGGCGGAGUGUCAAAUUGCUGCUCAUGUCACCUGGUAUGGCCAAGCGGAGAGCCAACACGACCCGGUACGACGCGCGCAAUCGUACGAUGUGGUGGCGGGUGGAGUGGCGUUUCCCCGCUGUGGGGAUAGAAUGUGUGGACGAGCGAGUGGAUGAACACUCGGUUAUUGGGGAGGUCCUCUCCGCGCAUCUCCGCCACCCGGCUCCCCACUACAUCCCCCUGAGGGCCUACGCUAAAGCAGGACUAGCACAGCUGCGCGUGUUCAUGCGCAAGGAGAAAACGCCGGCCAACCAGCCCGCCUACUUUCCUAUCGACACCUCCAAGCCCCUGUCCAGCCAGAUUUCCUCUCGGACGAUAAUCGAGUACCCCGUCUUCAUCGUGGCGCUGCCCCACGAGGGAGCGGAGGCCUACCCGCCGCCACCCAUGCUGGCACCGCCGUCACAGCCGCCGCCGCCGCCGCCGGGGCGGCGGAUGCAACCGCAACAGCCAGCACAGCAACAGGCGCCAGUACGGCAGCAGCAGCAGCAACAACUGGAAGCCCAGCCACGACAGCAGCAACAGCAACAGGCGCCGGGAGCCGCGAGUACAGAAAGGAACGGGGCCAGCGGUAGCGGCCCCAUUGUCGCCGUACACUCGUCCCGGCAGAGUGCCCCGUCACCGUCGGCGAAUGGCCCUGCAGCUACGGGUCGGUCGACGGCCGCUGCGGCGGCGGCGGCGCCGCCGCCGAGUCGGGUCGCUGGCAGCGCCGGGGCCGGGGCGGUGCAGCACGGCCCGCCGGCGACGGUGGCGGCGGUGGUGGCGGCUGGGGCCACGCCACGUACGACAGGGACCUCUGUACAGCCACACACACUGACGCGGCAGGUGGUGUCGGGGCACGCGGCAAUACCUGCCGCCCAAGUGAAGGCAGCAGCUGCUGCUGCUGCUACUGCUGUCGCUGCUGCGUCAGGGGCAGGGGCCCAGCCGGCGCCGUCGCCGCCAGGAGGCUGCCUGGUGCCGCCCAGUACGACGGGGUCUCUCGACCUGGGUGGGGGCAGGGCCAGCGACAACCCUCUGAAGGCUCCGGCUCCGAAGCGCCAGCGUGUGGAGCCGGUAAUGAGCGGCGAGGCUGGCGGCGCCGCCAGUGACGGCGCCAAUGGUGCCGUAGGCGCGACUGCGGUUGCGCUUGGUUUCGGAGCCAGUUCCACGAUAGUUGGAGGAGUUGGGUCUGGAGGAGUUGGGCCGGGUAAGCGUUUUAGGUCCGGGACGUCGUCACCACCGGCGGCGGCGGCGGCAGCAGUGUCGUCGCUGUCGGUGCUGGCGGCUGGCGGCAGGGAGGAGGUGGCGCACGAUGAAAACGAGAUAGAGCUUGGGGAUACGGAUGGCGGCGAUAUGGACGGGGAGCUGGCGGCGGCGGCGGCGGCGGCUGCGACGACGGCUGUAGGAAGCCAUUGGGAUUGCGGGUGGAGGGGUGACGGCGCUGGAUUAAGGGGUAAAACGGGUGGAGGGGGAACAGGAGAUUGGGGGGGGAGGGGAGUUCCAGGGGGAGCAGGGUACGGGAUGGUGCUCGGGUCUGGGGCGCGGGUGGGAGAGGCUGGGCCCGGCGGGGGAGCUGCGGUUGCACGAGACGACAAUGAGAUCGACUUGGAUGGCGAAAUAGAGGAGUAA
This is a messenger RNA of Volvox carteri f. nagariensis, 2070 nucleotides long. RefSeq lists its product as uncharacterized. The transcript is spliced from 6 exons. The record is from RefSeq and is a predicted model, not a curated record. Bases 1 to 2070 code for a protein of 689 amino acids. Gene Ontology annotation, cellular component: pre-snoRNP complex; nucleus. Lineage: Eukaryota; Viridiplantae; Chlorophyta; Chlorophyceae; Chlamydomonadales; Volvocaceae. Gene Ontology annotation, biological process: maturation of LSU-rRNA from tricistronic rRNA transcript (SSU-rRNA, 5.8S rRNA, LSU-rRNA); snoRNA localization; box C/D snoRNP assembly.